ACAAUUAAAUUAUCAACAGCGUGUUUCUGCCUGUAGAGGGCGCAGCCUCCGAUCUGAAGUCUACCGCAAAACCAGCAGCAGAAGAAGUCCGCCUCCUCACGCAUCUUUGCGGCGCUGCGUGCGUGAACGGCACCCUACUUCCGCACUCUAAUAUGAACAACACAAGCGAAGAGCACCGCAGAGCUUUUACACAAUACUGAUCUAAAGAGUCGGACAAAAUGUCAGAUUCUGACUCUGAUUCUGACCAGAAGGGUUCUAAACGGAGAAUAAUGAAACACGAUACGGUUGUCACCUUUCGACCUUCAGAGGCGAUUUUUGCAAAAUGGAGCAGCAUCCCUUAUGAAACCAAAAGGGACGCUGCACAGCGGAUGAAAAUUUGCGCUUUUUGGCUUCCCAUUCUGUUGCAGCGGGAAGAGUCCAGCAUGGCUUGCUGGGCUGUAGAAAUAGGUCUCGUCAGCUCAAAGGACAGUGAGGAUCUGACUCUGAGGCACCUGCGCAAGAUUGAAUCAGUGGAAGCAAUUAUCAGAGCUUUGGAGAGAGGAACUAUGAGAAAGGACCAAUCCAGACAUGUUCUCAUAAUAAGCAACAUGUUUAACUUGCGUUCCCCGGAGGUUUUGGACGAUGCAUUGAACUGGUUGGAGCGAACAGGAGAGCCCGCUAUGCGCCAGCGCCUGAUGGAGUUCGGUCACAAACACACCUGCUUCACAGCCCUCCACUUAAUCUUCACCGAGUUUGCUAAGUUUGUUCAGGAAAUGGGUGGCAGCUACGACAAGACGAUGAAGUCGCUGUUUUUUAAACCAGCGGACUAUCAAGUAGAGAAAAGUAAUGAGAUGAAGAGGAAAGGAAAUGAGAACUUUCAGAAUCAGCAGUAUGAAGAGGCUGUAAAGUUUUAUUCCAAAGCCAUCAAAUUUUACCCUGACAACCACUUACUGUACGGUAACCGAGCCCUGUGCUAUAUCAGGUGUAAAAACUAUCUGAAAGCGGUUGGUGAUGGAAAACGUGCUAUUCUGAUUAAACCACUCUGGCCAAAGGGUCACUAUCGCUACUGUGAGGCAUUGUUCUUCCUGGGAGAGAUCAGAAUGGCUCUUGAGGCAAACUGCUUAGCCCAGACGCUGUUUGAGGAAGACAAUGACGGAAUGAAAGACCUGGAGCUGCAACACGAGAAGUUCAUCCUUGAGUUAUCGAAGUCGCAAGGAUGGACAAAGAAAACUUGUAUUAAAAACCCAGGCAAAAGUUUUAAAGUCGGUGUAGUGAUGCAACGACCCCAACCGGAGAAAGCUGUUAGUAAGAACGAUCCGGCAACCAGCGCGUCUUCAAAGGUCUCAGAGGGUAAAACAGAGAAGCACUCAGGAAAAAAUGAAAAACAUGCACAGACAGAGAGCAGCACUAAAGAUACUAAAUCAUCAAAAAGUGACUUUUCUUCAAAGAAUGGGAAAGGAGAGAACCACGGCGCUGUGAAAAAGAAACCAAGGAACCGAAAUGGUCCAACUGAAGAUGAGAACCAGACAGAAGCUGACAGUAAACCAGAUGUGUGUAGAAAGUUGAGAUCUCUGGUGCAGGACGCCCACACUGCCCUGGCUGACCUCCGCAGCCGCAACGCAGAGCAGGCGUUCAGCCAGGCGCUGGCCGAACUGGAAGACCUCACAGCCAAGGAUUUUGGACUUUCCACACUGGACGUGUUGUUGUUACUUUUUGGCCGUGCAUCAGCUCUGACAGAAAUCGGGCAGCCUGAGGAACUUGCAGAAGCCCAAAAGCUUCUGGAGAAGAUGAAAUCGUAUGAGGAGAGGACGUUUCAGUGUCUGGUUUACUAUGCCAUUGGCAGGGUGUAUCUGAGAGAAAACAGGUUUGCAGUCGCUCUGGAGCAGUUUUCAGAUUCUCUGCAGAUGGUGAAGAAUCAAAUAACACCUGGUAAACUCACCUGGCCUUUAACCAAAGAGAUUGUCAAAGAAACACAGGCAGACUAUUUCAAGGGGAUUCUGGACCGUGCUAUAGAGCACUGCAGGUUCCCUCCUGUUCCUGAUGCCGCCUGUCGUCUCGAGAAAUGCCACAGUGCUUUGAAAGCUGAAAUCUACUUCACCGAUCCAGAUUUUAAGGGUUUCAUUCAGUUCUGCUGCUGUCAAAGUUGCAAGGUCGAAUAUCACAUCGCCUGUUGGAAAACCCUGAAGACAUCAGUCUUCUCUGAAAAGAAUGAAAAGGAUUUACUGCAAGAAGCUUGUUUGACUCCAAACUGUGUUGGUCAGAUCUGUAGUAUCAAAAUCUAUGGUCCUACGGGUCUGGUAAAGUGUAAGUUUGAAGCUGUGAUCCCCAAACCACAGACUGCUAAGAAGCCAAAAGUGAAUCAGAAGUGUACAAGUCUGAAGAAGUUAAAGUCAAAGGAAGAUCGCAGGCUCAAGAGGAAGCAGCAUAAACAGUCAUUUCAGGAUAAGCAGACGAUCAACGAGGAGAUUCUGCAGCAGAAAGAAGCCACAGCAACUCAGAGUCAGCAGCAAGCCUGGUUGCUGUACAGGGAUCGAGUUCUCCUGCAGAUCAACCAGCACAUGGAGCUGCUGAGGGAGGAGAAGAGCCUCCAGGUUUCCACUCUGACUAGCAGUCUGAAACCGUGGCUGGAGCUGGACUCAUCGAGGGGGAACCAGCUGGCUGCGAGGAUGCUGAACUGGCAGCAGGAGCAGCUGGAGACUCUCGGUCAAGCUGUCGAGCUGCUGUUGGAGAGGAAGAACCGGGUGUGGGCUCGCGUCUUUAUCCAACAACUAAGUAUCUGUGAGGAUAUAAAUCCCAAACUCAACAGCUGGGCGUGUCAGCUCAACGAUGCAGGUCUGAACGCUGCUAGAUCCUUCAUCGAGCGCUACUCGGGACACCUGGAGCAGCUGGACUUGGCUCUUUUGCUCAACUUUCACCCACUGCAGGAGAUGAUUAUAGAGAAGCUCGGCACUAGGCCAGAGAUUUUUUCAAGCAUAGGCUUGACGGUGACUGAAUACCUAAAACAGGCGCCGCCACAUGACAUGAGACUGUUUAUCUGGACUCUGGAGGAGCAUAGAGAUGACUAUGUCUCCUGCCACACUAUACUGGAUGAAUAUUUUGAUAUGAUGGAUGGACAUUGUUCGGUCUUAAAAAAGUCUGAUGAAAAUCAAAAUAAUUCUCCUAUGAAGACUAAGAGUCGAGGCCGGAAAAAGAAACAGAAAGAGCCAAAGGGUGUUAUUGUUUUGUCUGGGAUGAGAGGACUAACCCCAAGAGAGGAGUGGGACCAAGACUUUUUUGAGGAUGAGUCUUUAUCUUUCCUUGACGCUGCUGAUCCGUUCAGCGUACCGAGUCAUCUUCGAGAGCAGGUGGCUGAUUUUGAGAACCAGUUCAACGGCACCAGACGCAGAGGUCUCUAUAAAAACAUUUUGGACAACAACCCCGACUCCACCAAAGAGAGUUUGUACGACUACUUUGCUCAGAUCUUGGAUGAACAUGGUCCGCUGAUGGCUGAGGACCCCCUGCUGGUCGGUGAACUGGAAAAUUUCCCUCCCGUCGCGCAGCAGAAGAUCCAAGACGCGGGCGGCUUCGAGGCCUUCCUGCUGGAGUCUCUUCGCUUCAUAAAGAUGGGGAGGGCUAUUGGACUGGCUAAGCAUGCUGUCUCUCUGCAGCAGGCUGGACACGGAGCCAGUCUGGAUGAUCUGGACGAAAUCGCAGAUUCUGACGAUACCUUUCCAUGUCCUGAUUUGCAUGCAGACAUUGAAACCGAUUUCACAGGCUAUGUGAGCGAUUAUGCAGCUGCACAGACUGACGUCUAUCCCGUCCUCCCAAAUCCAUAUGUGUUUGGCUUCCAGGCGAUGGACAGUCACCCCCUCUCACACUGGUCUAAUGGCGACAGUGAGCAAGUCACUUACUCUUUACCCGGUGAUUACGGGGAGCUGGAUUUUUACACCCCUGAGAUGAAUGGAGUUUAUGGACCUGAUCCAGUCGGAGACACUUUAAUGGCAACUGACGAAAACUUUUUGAAGAGAGAUGCAGAAGUGCAGACGUGUCAGGAGGCCAUGAGGAGUGUUGCUGUGAAUACAGAGCUUCAUGAGCGUUUUGAAAGCUGCCAGGGUGACAUCAACAAACUAGAAAAGAACAACAGAAAGUUGGAGCAGCAGAUCGAGAAAAUGUCCAAUGGCUGUGACAAAGUCAGUCUAUGUAACAGAAAAGACAUCGUUUCACUGGAGGAGGACAUACGCAAGAUCACUGUCAAUAUCCAAGUGACCAAUAAAGAGCUGGUGCUGUUCCAGCAGAAGCUGGAGGAGGAGGUGAAGAAGGACCAGAAGGAGAAGAAAGCCAACCAGGAAGUACUGAAGGCGCUGAAGCUGGAGAUUGAAGAUCUGGUAGAGCAACACGGGAGUCUGACCCGGCGCGUCCGAGAGAAGAAAUCCAGCUAUGAAUCCAAGCUGGCUGAUUUCUUAGAGCGGAGCAAUCAGUCAGAAGCUGAGAAGCUGAGUCUGGAGGAUGAGAUCAAGCGCUGUAAAGCCUUGUUUACUUCGGCCAAAAGGAGGUGUCACACAGCUCAGCUGUCAGUCAUGGAGAGCAGCCACAAUCAGGGUUUGUACGGCCUCCACAGAGAGCUGGCGGAUGCCAAGGCUUUGCUGAUGAAACUAGAUGAAGCGAAGCAGAGACACCCAAACCAAGAGCUGGAAUUAGCCAGAAACAGUUGCAGAGCCAACGUUGAGGAGAUUGAAAAGAAAAUCUCCACUGCUGAGCGGCUGUACAAGCAGCAGAUGGAUCAAGUGAAGAACGGCCGAAGAGCCAACGAGCUGCUUCCAGCCAACAACCAGCCCGAACCUGCAGCUGCACCAAUAAGACCAGUACAACAUGUUAGUUCGCUCUCGGCGGCAGCCAAAGAGUUUACUCCUCAGUCUUCAGCUCAGACCUCCCUCAGCACCCCCUCACCUGUCCAGAAGUCUGCUCCACCUGCAGCUCAGGUGGCGGCUGCUCCGGCUCAAGUGCAGCGCAAACCUCCAUCCAGAACCACGGAGCCUUCACACACCACCGUGUUUGAGAAAGCCAUGGAGAACCUGGCCAUCAUGUUCCCAGAUUAUUCAAGGCCAGAUUUGAUGAAGUUUGUUCAGGAGCUGCGUUCAACCAGCGGUGGAACUCUCAGCAGCAUGGCGUUGCAGGAUGUUGUCGGUGGAGCGACCCAGCUGAUCCUCGACCACCAGGAGAGGCUUAAUUCUGCCAGGUCCAACAUCAUGGGACGUAGGAGUCCCGCUCAGUGUGCCACCCCUCCAUUGGUAAACCCAGGCCUAGUCUGGCAGCCAGUCGGAUCCCAGAGAGCCCCAAACCCCAACGCACUGAACAUGGAGGAUCCGUGCGUCAUCUGUCACGAGGACAUGAUUCCAGAGGAGACCUGUGUGCUGGAGUGCAGACACAGCUUCCACAAAGAGUGUAUCAAGUCGUGGCUGAAGGGGCAGAGCACCUGUCCCACCUGCAGAAAUCAUUCAUUACUGCCUGAGGAUUUCCCCGUGCUGCCUGGCAGGAGACGCCAAGCCCCAUGAUGUCUUAACCCUCCCUCUCCCUCACCUUUACUUUCUACGUUAAUGUUUUUAUCUUUUUUUUCUUGUUCUUUCGGACCAUAAAAAUACUGAUGUGUAAGGAAUCACCAGUUUAUAUUCUGAAGAAAUAAAACUGUCCUGUGUGUAAACUCC
Molecule: messenger RNA, 5660 nt
Organism: Stegastes partitus (bicolor damselfish)
Lineage: Eukaryota; Metazoa; Chordata; Actinopteri; Pomacentridae
Gene: ttc3
Product: tetratricopeptide repeat domain 3
Exons: 46
Coding region: 219-5510 (1763 amino acids)
Molecular function (GO): protein binding
Source: RefSeq, a predicted model, not a curated record